CAGGAGUUGGUUUUAUUAUCGUUGGAGUUUUUUCCGAUUCGCGAUUUACAAUAAUGUUUUUCAGAAUAUUGUGUGUGUAUUUAUUCGUCACGACUCAAACCUUAUGUCGUGAUGAUACGGAGGUGAAAUCAGAAGAAGACGUUGGAGUUAAAUAUGCGAACCGGUGUGAGGUAUGCAAAAUUUUAGCUACCGAACUGCAAGGAAGGCUCGAAGAGACCGGCAAAGUACACGAUGUCAUUGAAAUUGGAUACUCCCUUGACGACGUGCAACCUAAGAAGAAGACUAAAUACCAGAAAUCGGAACUAAGACUGAUUGAAUCAUUGGAGGGAGUUUGUGACAAGAUUUUGGAAUAUAACAUUCACAAAGAGCGUCAGGAUAGUACCAGAUUCGCUAAAGGUAUGAGUCAAACAUUCAAGACUUUACACGGGUUGGUCGACAAAGGAGUGAAAGUGGACCUAGGAAUUCCAUUUGAGUUGUGGGAUAAGCCUUCCGCUGAGAUAACACACAUGAAAACACAGUGUGAAAGUCUUUUGGAGGAGAAUGAAGGAGCAGUUGAAGAUUGGUAUUGGAAUCAUCAAGGAGAGGUUGAUCUGACCAAGCACUUGUGUACACGACAUGCCCUCCAGGGAACUGAUGACUCAUGCUUGAAUGAAAAGUUGACCACUGCUAAGGGGGAGAGAAGCAAGACGGAACUAUGAGAUUAAGCAUUCUUUUAGGAAAUAAAGUACAAGAACAAUUUAUAUUUAUUUAGCAGUCUGUGUUGAUGAACUAUGUGAUAACAUGGAGGCAUUUGUAUUAUCAUAUCUAGUUUUAGUAAGUUCUCUUAAUUAGUGGAUAAGUGAAAUAAGUGAAACAAUUUUUAGGUCACCUCAAACUGAAUGCCAUAGUUUUUACUCAAUACUUGUAAUAGUUGCAUAUUAUUGUACUGUAUUGCAUUGUGUGGGUGGAGCUAUGUCAUUGGUUGACAGGAAUCAACUUUGAAUGCUUUGGAAAGUUUGAAUCAACCUUACUUGUAUAACAUAGACAUUAUGACCACAAUUUUGUAAACCCAAGUUUCAAUCUUUACAUGUAAUAAUGAUAAUUUUGUACUGUUUUUAUUUUUAACUUAUAAUAAUAAACAAAGCAGAUUCAAAAUAAAAAAUCAUUUUUUAUAUGAUCUGUAAUAAAGGAAACACGAAUAAAAGUUUAAAAUAUUAGGAAACAACAUUUUAUUCUUUUAAAUAAAUUCCUAGUUGUUUAUCAUUUAAAAUCUUAGUAGACCUAAUGUUAAAUCCAAUGCAGGGUGCAGCUCCCUGACAAAUGAAAAGUGUUAAGAUAUUAUUGCCAUUUUAUUUCAUUAUUAUAAUAUAAGAUGUAAGGAUCAAAUUCAAACAGCAAGUCAAUCGCUGGGUUGGAGCGGUGCCUUGCUUGCUCAGCACUAUGUGUGACUGUGUAAUCUGUUUUUUCGGUGGGAUACACGCCCACUGUCGGAACCGGGAUCUGCAGCCCCGAUAAUGAUAAUGACGGAUAUCCAUAUUGUUUUGAAUUUAGUUAGCUUUGCACUUUAUCAUAUACUUACUCUCAUUUCAAGAAAUAUCGAAGUUAUUCAUAAUGGCAGGGUGUUAUUAUGUUGCACGAAAAAUAAAACAAAAGAAUCAUUAAUAAGCACCUUUUUAAUCGACUGUCAAAAAGUGUCACCUAAAUAUAUAAAUAAAAUUAAUAUCUCAACUCUAUAUUUUGCACCAGUUAUCUUACACAAUGGUAUUUAAGGUGCUAACAACAUGCAGCCAUCCUGCAAUCGUAUUGGGGCGAGAAGGGAACUAAAUUUACUUAACAAGACAAAUAAAUAGCUAUAGAUUUAGGUUUUUUUUU
Messenger RNA from Helicoverpa armigera (cotton bollworm), 1851 nucleotides. RefSeq names its product protein canopy homolog 3 (gene CNPYb). The transcript has a single exon. Lineage: Eukaryota; Metazoa; Arthropoda; Insecta; Lepidoptera; Noctuidae. The record is from RefSeq and is a predicted model, not a curated record. Bases 54 to 698 code for a protein of 214 amino acids.